Symbiodinium natans is the source of this 1470-nucleotide messenger RNA. NCBI's taxonomy places the organism in Eukaryota, Dinophyceae, Suessiales, Symbiodiniaceae. The record is from the annotation of a GenBank genome assembly.
AUGUCCUGGAACGAGUAUAUCGAUGACCCGGCUACUCACGUACAGAUGAUCCGCCACGCAGAAUCCCUCAAAGAGGACUCCGAGAAGCGCCGGCACCACCAAGUCAAAACACUAUUCAGGGACAUUAUGACGGGCCCCUCUGGACUUCGCAUCCUGCAGUUCACGGCAUACCAGUUUCGCAUGAUGGUACGCAAAGGCACCAACCCCGAUAUGACCACUAUGCCCAACAUAUACCAGCUGUGGCAUUGGGGAUACGUCAAGUUCAAAAGCGUCAACGAGGAACUCUGGAUUUUCGCACACAAUUUUGCGGACCCUCAACUCAUGGCCAGGCUGGAACAAACGUGCGUUCACUUCCACAGGAUUUGGGCCACGCAAGUUGUUCCUAGCACAGCAGGUCUUGUGCCCAUCCUACCCAAGACACAAGACCUAUGCGUCGUGAUCCACAACACCAAUCCUCCGUUUCACCAACCCAUGACAGCCAGAUACAACACCAUCUCCGGCAUCAUGACCUCUCAGGCCGUCAGCAACAUCGUAUUUCGCAAAAUCCAUGCCGACGUACAACUACACAGAACGUGGCCUAGUGUGGAUGCGACCACUCAGUCGGAUUAUGAGGAUGAUACUUUUAUACUACCAGAUCAUUGGCCGACCAACAUAUGGACCGACACAUUGCAAAAGUUGACCACCACAUCUCCAUGGACGGCACCAUUGGAAUCCGACAUCAGAACCAAGCUCACCGUUGACCACAUCUUCCACGACGUGAUCCCACACAUGAUUUGGACGCCCAGGUUCGCCAUACCGAUGACGUCACAACAGCUUCAUGCCAUCCAAAUAUCCACCAAAGCAGCACACGUACUUCACCGACUAUGGGAUCCACUUAUUUUCACGUUUGCUGAUCCGUGCCAUGCAUCACGUGGCCAUGAUACCAGACAAUCCAGUCAACCGCAAAUAUCGGAAAAGUUCUACAAGAUCGACGACGAAGGCAACAUUCCCAUGAUAGCCAUACCGGCCAGCAGUGUUAGAGAAGCACAUGCAGACUGGGCGUGGUUCCAAUCUCAGCAGGAACCACAAACACCGUUCAGAUGGCUUGCACUACCACUUGCCACUACUACUUUGACCAGAAACCAUUCAGCCAGCAAUCGCAACGCCGCCACGCUCGACAUGUUCAUCAACACAGUUGGUUCACAUUGGAUGGAGUGUUCCAACCAUUCCACCAUGAUCCUCCACUUGAACCGAACCAGGCUGUCCCCACACCGACGCGGCAGCAGGAGUGGGAAGACUUCAUUGGCCAACGACGAGCUCUCCUUGAACUACAACGAUGUACCACGAAGGAUCGACCAGAAGAACCACAUGAGUGGCAUCAUGCACGUUGAAAGUAUCAUUUGCAGAGAGAGUUGCCGACCUUGUUUCACCAUACCAUGUGCACCCAUGCAACGUGACUUGAUUCCGGAGCGAUCACUGCCCUGCCCAUGA